AUUGACUAGACUUUUGUCAAUGUAACAAGACCGUUUUUGCCGGAGUUGUAUCAGUCAGUGGAGUAAUAUGAGGCUUCAUAGGCACCGAAGAAUGUCUGUGUUGUGGAGAGAGAAGAAGCAGAGGAGAGGUGUAAGUCAGAGACUGCAAGUAAACAACCUGCAGUAGCUACAAGAGCCAUCUGUAGAUCAGGAAGACAAAAAGACGCUCCCGAGCCUUGGCGUCACUCAACAGGAUUGUUGGAGGUCAGAUGUGGUGAAAUGGACUUCUUGUCAGCAUGGAUUGUGUCUCCUUCAGCACUACCCUUUCUCUGUCUCAUCUGGGGCACGCAGGCACAGCAGGCCUUCAGGUCUGAGCCCAGGAACCUCACUGUGCGGAUGGGAGCCACAGCUGUGUUAAGGUGUGAGGUGCUACGGGCCUCAGGGACUGUGCAGUGGGUAAAAGAUGGCCUCCUCCUGGGACCUCAGAGAAGCCUGCCAGGCUUUCCACGCUACAGCAUGAUUGGAAACCCCAAGAGAGGGCAAUACCAUCUUCAGAUUGAAAAAGCCCAACUGGAAGAUGACGCCUCCUAUGAAUGUCAAGUGGGUCGGUCUGAGAGCAGUCAAGCAAUCAUUUCCAGUACAGCCUGGGUCAACUUGCAAAUUCCUCCGUCCAAGCCAUACUUUGAGGUGGACAUGGCAGCACCUUGGGUGGCAGGGAGGACGUACACUGUUACUUGUAUUGCCCCUGAUGCAAAGCCUGUGGCUGAAGUCACAUUCUAUAAAGACGGAGUCAAGCUGACAGGUGCAGAGUCUUUCACCAUGUCUGGCUCAAAGGAUAAGCUCCUGAACACGCAUGCUGAAGUAACGGUCACAGCUCUGAGCUCUGACAAUGGGAGGCAGCUGACAUGUCAUGCCAAGAACCCCGCCCUUUUCCGGCCUGUGGAGUCCACAUUGACCAUGAACGUGUACUAUGCCGCUGCUGCUGAUUUAACAAUCACCAAUAACCUCCCUCCUCUGCCUCCAGUUAUUGUGGGUCUGGAAAGAGAGGAAGUCCUAGCAGAGAGAAUGCUCACAUUGGAGUGUGUGUCUCAUGGUGGAAACCCCUUAGCCACUCUCCACUGGACCAAGAAUGGGGACGUUCUAUCCACGACAUGGGAAGAGGACAUUGUGGUUCAAAAGUCCAGCAGUAUUCUCAACCUGAAGAUCACCCCUGCAGACAACCAGGCAGUGCUGUGCUGUGAGAGUGUCAAUCUGGUGUCCCCGUCGCCUCUGUCUGUUAGCCGCAAAAUCACUGUGUUCUUUGAGCCUGCAGAGGUGACUCUGUCAGGUUCCUCCAAGGCCAUUGAGGGGCAGGAGCUGAGUUUGACCUGCUACGCCUCCUCCAGUAAUCCCCCUGUCCAGAUUCGCUGGUGGCUGGGCUACAAGGAGCUCAACACCACUGCUGUCACUAUGGAAGAGGGAGACAAUGGUGGGAUGACAACCAUGUCCAACAUGACCCACCGAGUCUCCCGGGAGGAGGAUGGACUGAAACUCACCUGUGAGGCUUUCAACAAGGGCACACACUUCUCUAAGACCCAGAUCACCAAACUCACUGUCUACUACCCCCCUCAAAAGAUAUGGCUUGAAGCUCCUCCUCAAGAUGUCCCCCUUCGUUCAGGGAACAAGGUCCAUCUCAUCUGCUUCUCCACUGGAGGGAAUCCCACUGGAAGCCUAACUUGGUUCAAGAAUGGGAAGAAGGUGACAGAUGCACUGAAGCAGACAUCCUUUGAUAGGGGUGUGGCUCGAGAGCUGGUCCUGGUCCUGACUGCAAGUGAUAACAUGGCUACCUACCGCUGUGACGCCACAAAUGAGGCAAAGAAGACCAUUUCUGCCCAUACUAAGCUCAUGGUUCAGUUUCCAGCAGUAAGUAUGAAAAUCACAGCCAACCAGGAGGAGGUACGUCAGGGCCAGAUGCUAACGCUGGAGUGCCUAUCUGGAAGCAGUAACCCAAAGGCCAACAUCUCAUGGAGUCUGGGCCCACUCAGGUUCCAGGGGGUGGAGCACCCACCCAAGAAAGCUCAGUUUGGUGGAGUUUCAGUGCGCAGUUCUCUAUCCCUGACUUUGAGUUCACAGUAUCACAACCAGAGGGUCAUUUGCCAGGCCUACAGUCAUGUGCUAGCUGAGGGGGCCAACACAUUCUUCAAACUCAAUGUGCUGUACCCACCAGAGUUCAGCCCAGACCAGCCAAAGCAGGUCCAGGUGGUGGAGGAUGACAUGGCAACCAUCCCACUGCUGGUCUCAGCUAACCCGGAGGAGGUCUCCUGUGUUUGGCUGCACCGCAGGGAGAAGCUGGUCAAAGAGAGUCCACGUUACGACUGGUCCGACGAGUCCUUGCUGGAGAUCAAGAAUGUGACAAGGAAGGAUGCCGGAGUUUACACUGUUAAGUGUACAAAUGAUGAGGGUGUCAACCAAAUCUACAUCAAGCUAGACGUCCAGUAUGCUCCCAGUGUUAAGGCAGAGAAAGACCCUGUGUUUGUGAACCUGGGGGAAACAGCAGACCUGAUAUGUGUGGCAGAUGCCAACCCCAUUAUACCUGACAUGUUCUCUUGGAAAUGGCUGGGAGAAGAGGAGGUGGAGAUGGGAGAGGAGACCCAGGAAGAUGAAUCAGGCCUCAUGACCAUCCAUGAUGUGACUCGGGCUCAUGCUGGACUUUACCAGUGCAUAGUCAAUAAUGGCAUAGCACCCCCUGCCAGUGCAGAUGUGCAGCUGGUAGUGCAGUUCAAACCAGAGCUUCAGAAAGGAGCCCAAUGGAGGAAGGUAGCAAGUAGAGGGGAUGGCACAACUACAGCUGAAGUAGUAUGUCAGGCAGAGGGUAUUCCUCGUGUCGACUUUUCUUGGGAAAAAAAUGGUGCACUCAUGGACUUUGCAAACCCCAGGUAUGAGGAGCGGACUGUGAGGGAGGGCGCCUUCCACACAAGCACAGUCCGAGUGGUAAAUGUGAGCGCAGCUCUGGACUAUGCUGUCUUCAGCUGCACUGCUCGCAACUCACUUGGGGAAGACAAGCUAGACAUCCAGCUCGUCAGCACAAAUCACCCAGAUCCUCCCUCAUCAUUUCGCCAGGUCAGCGUUAGCCAUGACUCUGUCACUCUGGAGUGGAUCCCCGGCUUUAAUGGUGGUUUGCGACAAAGAUUCCGCAUAAGAUACCUUUGGGAGCGCUCAGCCAGCUUUUUGUAUGUGGACGUCUUUCCUCCCAGUGCGACGACAUUCACUAUCACUGACCUGCAGCCUGUCACCACCUACAACUUCUCUGUCAAUGCACUCAAUGCAAUGGGAGAGAGUGACUAUGCUGACAACAAUGCAGUACUGACCAUCACCACCAUGGAGAGGAAAGAAGUAGAAGACGUCCCCACAGAUGACUCAUCAGGUGCACUGCCAGCCUAUUUGACAGUGGUGUUUACAGUGGUCUUUGGUAUCCUGCUGGUAUUGAAUUCACUGGGUUGCUUCCUUGGACUAAGGUGGAAAAAGAGGCGAGGCCAAACAGGGGGUAGGGAAGGCAGUGUGUUGAAUGAGAAGAAGAACGGAGAGGAUGGGUCCAGUCAGUCAACUGCAAGCAACUCCAAUAAGUAUGAAAGCAGAGAAAAGGUCAACAAAGCAGCCCUGCGCACCCUCCUCAUCGACUCUGAAUGUGAAACAGACAGCAAUGUCUACGAGAGCUAUGCGGCGGAAAGUUCCCACUACUACCCCACUGGCGACUACAUGCCUCCUCUCAGUCCACACCCUGAGGAAAUAUAUGUCACCCACCUCCCUCACAGCCAUUUGUAUGAUGAUGUGAGAGAUGGACUGUACCAGGGUGUCCUGCCUUCCUCUCGUCCUCCCCCUCUGUCCGUGUUUGACCACAGAUUGCCUCAUCAAAGGAGCGACUGGAGAUCAGCAUCCUACCCUCAGGAUCCUGAGAGACUGAGGGAGAUCAUGGAUGUUCGACAACCACAGAGAGAUACUGAUCUUCCCUUUGAACUGCGAGGCGAAUUAGUCUAGAAUGAGAAGGUCGAAACAAACAGAUACUUUCUGACAGGGCUUGUAUAGCAGAUAUUCAGUACAAUCUUGUACAAUGUUAUUUAUUUUAUUCUUUUUGAAUGGAAACUUAGAAGUAACCUUAAAUGCACCAGUCAGAAGAGUAGAAUGUAGCUGGAGUGCUUGAUGUAAAACGCUAUAACUCACUAUUUCACUUUGAAAUUUUUAUGUGUACAUUGAACAUUUUUCCACAAAGGCAAUGUGUGGAUGUACAGUAAGAUAUGACAGACUGAACAUAAGCAAGGCAGAAUAAUAUGAAGAAGACUUAUCUGAAAGCUUCAAUAGCCUUAUGCAAUGAAGAAUGUCAAAAUGAUGCUAAUGUACUGCAUAUCAAUUUCUUAAAGUCCAUGUAAAGCAAUAAUAAAUGUGUUUUGAGUUUGUCACACGACA
Molecule: messenger RNA, 4419 nt
Organism: Thunnus maccoyii (southern bluefin tuna)
Lineage: Eukaryota; Metazoa; Chordata; Actinopteri; Scombriformes; Scombridae
Gene: nphs1
Product: NPHS1 adhesion molecule, nephrin
Exons: 33
Coding region: 259-3993 (1244 amino acids)
Molecular function (GO): protein binding
Source: RefSeq, a predicted model, not a curated record